This is a messenger RNA of Alnus glutinosa, 1625 nucleotides long. Its product is annotated as E3 ubiquitin protein ligase RIE1. Bases 120 to 1208 code for a protein of 362 amino acids. The transcript is spliced from 5 exons. Lineage: Eukaryota; Viridiplantae; Streptophyta; Magnoliopsida; Fagales; Betulaceae. The record is from RefSeq and is a predicted model, not a curated record.
CUACCAUUCAACGUACACAUAAGAGAAGAGACCCUCUCACUCACUUUGUAAAAUAGCAGGAAAGCUGUUUGUAUUUCUGUCUAAUUAUGCCUCUUCUCCUCACUCUCUAGCAUCCACCCAUGUCGGUGUCAUCGCAGUCCUCUUCCACCGCUGCGGCGACGGCGUCGUCUGAUACCAACGCGCCUCUCCUACUAUCCCGCCAGGGCGACUCCGAAUCCACUUCGCCCCGCCCGGCCACGCUGGCGCUCCUUCUGGGCCGUGCCACGGGGCGGCGCGGCCCCUCCAUUCUGGUCCGGGAGACCGCCGCCCGGCAGCUGGACGAGCGACGAGCCGACUGGGGCUACUCGAAGCCGGUAGUGGCCCUGGACAUGAUGUGGAACACGGCCUUCGUCGUCGUCUCGGUGGCGAUGCUGCUCUGCACGCUGGACGAGCGCCCCAACACGCCCAUUCGCAUCUGGAUCUGCGGAUACGCGCUGCAGUGCGCGGUGCACGUGGUGCUCGUCUGGAUGGAGUUCCGCCGGAGGAACACGCGGAGGACGGCUAGGGGUAGGUCUCAGUUGGUGGACGACGACGCCCACAUUAGCGAGGACGACGACGAGGACGACAGGGUCUCGGGGAGUCCCGGCCGCUCCAGUGUCACUAAACGCUGUGAAUCGGUGAAUACAAUGGCAUCGUUUCUCUGGUGGAUAGUUGGCUUUUAUUGGGUUGUCUCUGGUGGCAAUAUCCUUCUGCAAUAUGCUCCACGUUUGUACUGGUUGGCUGUGGUUUUCCUGGCAUUUGAUGUCUUCUUUGCCAUCUUUUGUGUUGUUUUGGCAUGUUUGAUUGGGAUCGCUCUCUGUUGCUGCUUGCCAUGCAUUAUUGCAAUUCUUUAUGCCGUUGCAGGACAGGAAGGAGCAUCAGAAGCAGAUCUCAGUAUCCUUCCAAAAUACAGAUUUCAAAUAUUGAGCGAUGAGGAAAAGCCUAAUGGGGGAGCAGGGUCAAUGGUUCCAGUAGAAACGAGCAGUGAAUACUUGGCAAAUGAACGUAUACUUCUACCUGAGGAUGCGGAAUGUUGUAUAUGUCUCAGCCCAUAUGAGGAUGGAGCUGAGCUCCAUGCUCUUCCCUGCAACCAUCAUUUCCAUUGUGCAUGCAUUGUGAAAUGGCUCAAGAUGAACGCCACAUGUCCUCUCUGCAAGUACAACAUUCUCAAGGGAAGUGAACAGGUAUAAAGGAAAUAUUGGAACCCCCAAGUUUCUGGGCUCAUCAACCCACAAUUUGUUUGUAUGUUUGUACAGAGAAGUGAGGCAUAGAUAGGAAAGCUUCUCCAAAAUUUAUUGACGAUAAGUUAUAGCAACUUUUCAAUUGAACCUCAUUUUGUCUGUUUUCGGCCAUUUGGAGUUGCCUUUAUUCUUCUUACCUCUAUAUGAGUUGUUUCUUAUGCUUGCACAGAAAUGGAGCAAUUGAUGUGCAGGUAUUACAUAGUCGCUUAACUUUCUCGGUUUUCUGGUUUUAUAGCAGAAAGAAAAAAUGAUUGCUUCACCUUCACAUAUCUAUGUAUUCUUGUUUAUAUUUGACUGGUGGUUAUAUGCCUUGUACCUCUGUGAUUUUGGAAAUCAAAUUUAGUGGAUUGGUUUUUUGUUUUUAAA